Exophiala aquamarina CBS 119918 is the source of this 1374-nucleotide messenger RNA. RefSeq lists its product as uncharacterized. Gene Ontology annotation, cellular component: mitochondrion. The transcript has a single exon. Bases 1 to 1374 code for a protein of 457 amino acids. Lineage: Eukaryota; Fungi; Ascomycota; Eurotiomycetes; Chaetothyriales; Herpotrichiellaceae. Gene Ontology annotation, molecular function: FAD binding; sulfide:quinone oxidoreductase activity. The record is from RefSeq and is a predicted model, not a curated record.
AUGUUGCGUUCAUAUAUAUCAGCGACAACGCUCAUCUCCACGCGUUUCGGAACUAGAGCCCACAAUCCUCAAUUCGCACGAAGGCUUGCCUCAGUGGCAACAUAUCCAUCAACGAGUUCGACUUCACACCACCAUAAAGUGAUUGUCGUGGGUAGUGGCAGUGCUGGCCUUACAAUCAGCCAUCAAUUACUUCGAUCGGGUAGUUUCAAACAAGAUGACAUUGCUCUCAUUGACCCUGCCGAAUGGCAUCACUACCAACCUGGCUGGACUCUGGUUGGCGGCGGCCUCAAAGACAAGCGAGAUCUGCGAAAGCCUCUAAAUUCUCUCAUCGAGCCACAAUUGAAGUUCUACAAUGAGAAGGUGGAAACCUUCUCGCCGGAACAAAAUUCAGUAUCCCUAGGCAACGGUGGGAAGCUCAACUAUGAGCAACUUGUAGUUGCACCAGGUAUUAGUGUCAACACCGGAGCUAUUAAGGGUUUGCCUGAUGCUCUUACGAACCCAGAUUCGAACGUCACCUCGAUAUAUACAUAUGACACAUGUGAUAAGGUCUUUCCGGAUAUUUCUAAGCUCAAGAAAGGCAAUGCAAUCUUUACACAUCCCGCUGGCGUGGUCAAAUGUGCAGGAGCCCCACAGAAGAUCAUGUGGCUCGCCCUGGAUCAUUGGAAAAGUGUCGGUCUAUACGAUAUGAACAAAAGUGCCGCUUCACCAAUUCACAUCUCCUUCGCGACUGCUAUGGGGGUAAUGUUUGGUGUACCCAAAUACAGCAAAGCGCUCAAUGAGCUGCGAGAGCAGAGGGGUGUUGAAGGACUAUUCCAGCACGAUCUUGUGGCUAUUGAUGGCAACACAGCUACCUUUGCUCUUCCCGAUGGAAAGGAUCAAGUUAAGAAGCACUUCGACUUUAUGCAUGUCGUCCCAAAAAUGGCGCCUCAUGCAUUCAUCCAGAACAGUGUUCUUGCGAAUGAAGCUGGCUUUGUCGAUGUUGAUGAGUCAAACCUUCGUCAUAAGAAAUUCGCCAAUGUUUGGUCCUGUGGCGAUGCCUCGAGUCUUCCUACCUCUAAGACCGCGGCUGCAAUUACGGCCCAGGCUCCCGUAUUGGUACGAAAUUUGCUUAAUACCAUGGAGAGCAAACAGACGUCAGACACAUACAACGGAUACACAUCAUGUCCUCUUUUAACAGAAUACGGCAAGGUCAUGCUUGCUGAGUUCAAAUAUGGAGCCGAGCCCCAAGAGACGUUUGGCUCCGUGUUUGGUAUCAACCAGGCUGUUCCACGUCGUGCUUUCUACCAUCUGAAGAAGGAUUUCUUUCCCUGGGUGUACUACAAAUCAAUGGUGAAGGGUACUUGGGCUGGGCCAAAAGGCUGGCUCAGAUCGUGA